This is a messenger RNA of Drosophila virilis, 1809 nucleotides long. RefSeq lists its product as uncharacterized. Gene Ontology annotation, molecular function: nucleic acid binding. The record is from RefSeq and is a predicted model, not a curated record. Gene Ontology annotation, biological process: DNA integration. Lineage: Eukaryota; Metazoa; Arthropoda; Insecta; Diptera; Drosophilidae.
AGUUCGACAAUGAUUUGGACAUGGACAUCAUCGAUGCUGAAAAACGGAAGUCUACAUUUGCUGCAAAUAUCGAAAGUAAUUAUAUUCUGGACUGGCUGAACGGAACUAGUUCAUACAUUCGAGCGCUUCGAGCUAUGGCAUAUAUGUUCCGGUUUUACUAUAUUGCCAAAAAGGAACACCCUGUCGAAAGUUCGCCGCUAUGCCCGGAAGAACUUCGCCACGCGUUGCACUGCAUCAUCAGGAUCAUCCAACAGCACUAUUUUAACCCCUUCAUAGAUGACUCUUCUGGAUACGAGCUCAUUAAGGUUGGCGGCAGACUCGAGCAUGCUGAUAUCCCCUCUCGUCAAAGGAAUCCUUUACUUGUUCCCAAGGAAUCGCAAGUUGUCCACAAUUAUGUUCGGCAUCUUCACUUGCGCUAUUACCAUGCAGGACCAAAGGCAUUAGUUGGACUGCUGCGGCUUCAAUUCUGGGUCAUAAACGCAAGAGCUUUAGCACGCAGCAUUGUUCGUUCUUGUGUACACUGUGUCAGAUAUCGUCCAGUUCUAUUUCGUCAAGUCAUGGAUUCCCUGCCACCUGAGCGCUUAUCCACAGACAAGCCAUUUCGCCACGUUGGAGUCGACUCCUGCGGUCCAGUGAACACCUAUCUUCGAAUACGUGGCAAGGGUCCCACAAAAUCCUAUAUCGCCAAAUAUGUCUGCAUGUCCGUAAAGGCCGUUCACAUUGAAAUCGUGUCAGAUCUUUCAACGAAUAAAUUUUUGGAAUCGUUAAAACGAAUGGUUGCCCGUCGUGGACCAGUAUCGCACAUCUAUUGUGACAACGCCACAAAUUUUGUCGGAGCAUCCAACAAGCUACUCGAGUUAAAGAAGUUCAUGUUCAACACUAGCACUCAAGAUGCUAUCCUAUCAUAUUGUUCCUCUGAAGAGAUAACCUUUCAUAUCAUUCCACCUAGGGCUCCACACUUUGGCGGUCUUUGGGAGGCCGCUGUCAAGAGCGCAAAGAGUCUGCUGGUGCGUACCCUCGCUAACACCCGGUUCACCUUUGAGGAACUGAACACCGCAGUCGUUAAGAUGGAGUCAGUACUCAACUCUCGCCCGCUGUCACCGCUAUCAUCUGAUCCCAACGACUUCAGCGCUCUCACUGCAGGACACUUUCUAAAUGGAGAGGCACCGCGCGCUUUGCCCGAGCGUGAGAUUAUCACCAACAACAUCUCCAACUUGGAUCGUUACGAGCAUAUCACAGCUGUUAAACAGCAAUUCUGGCGUCGUUGGUCUGCGGAGUGUGUGAACGAGCUUCGUGCCAGGACAAAAUGGACUUCCGCUUCCCCAAAUCUUACAGUUGACUCUAUAGUCAUCAUACAUGCAGACAACACACCGCCAUUACACUGGAAAUCAGGGCGUGUUGAGUCUGUUGUGAGUGGCAAAGAUGACCGGGUUCGUGUCGCAUAUAUUCGCACUGCCUCUGGACUCUGUUGCCGGCCAGUACAUAAGCUGGCUGUUCUACCUGUCUCUUGAAAGAUAAUUCUUACAAGGCGGACGGGAUGUUCGGUCAUAUAUCUCAUAUAUACAUUAGUCAGGGUAUCAAUAGCAAUGUCAAAGCAGAUUAUGUUAAGAUUAUGCUAAUUCUCUUCUAUUUGAAUGCCAUAAGCAGUCAUACACAUGUACGAAGCCUCGCUCUCUUUCGAACUCUAUAAUUGCUCGGUCCCUUAAAUCUUAAUUUAUGUUAAGAAAUCAGUUCUGUAAGCAAUUUUAUAGAAGUCAGUCGUGUUGCUCAUCAAUUUGUAAAGCCUUUAUUAAAACUUCAUAUCAUCCA